Messenger RNA from Ananas comosus (pineapple), 1847 nucleotides. Its product is annotated as rhodanese-like domain-containing protein 4, chloroplastic. NCBI's taxonomy places the organism in Eukaryota, Viridiplantae, Streptophyta, Magnoliopsida, Poales, Bromeliaceae. The record is from RefSeq and is a predicted model, not a curated record. The transcript is spliced from 8 exons. Bases 156 to 1526 code for a protein of 456 amino acids.
CAAAUAAUAACCCCCCCCCCAAAAAAAGAGAAAGAAAAAGCUUAAAAAAUUCUACAAAUUUCAUGGAGAUAUAUGUAUACGCUAGUCGAUCCGAUUCUUAACGAGCUCCAUUGCCAUUUUGCGAAUUAAACCCUAAAUUUGCUCGGAAUUAUGCAAUGGAGGUCCUCAACGCAGCUGGGUUGACCCCAAUCGCGCUUCAAAGAAGCACUUUUGCCUCCGAGAAGCGAGCGGAGCCCAAAAAGCUCCUCCCUUUCCGGUUCAAAAAGCCAUUUUUGAAGGGGGGUUUAGCUUCUCUCUCCUCGAUUUUGCUCGGGAGCAGUGGCUUCGCCCACGCCCUCACCUAUGAGGAAGCUCUGGGUCAGAGCAUGAGCCCCGAAUCCUCACCUGGGGACUCAAUCGGCUUCGAUUUGGGCCAAUUCCUUGAUGCGGUCGUGAAAUUCGCUUCCGAGAAUCAAGUCGAUUUGGGCCAAUUCCUUGAUGCGGUCGUGAAAUUCGCUUCCGAGAAUCCCUUGAUCGUCGGCGGAGGCACCGCCGCGGUGGCGGUUCCGCUUUUGCUGUUCCAAAUCCUCCAAAAGCCGAAGCCUUGGGGGGUUGAUUCGGCGAAAGGCGCUUAUGCGAAGCUGUCGCAGGACCCCGAUGCGCAGUUGCUUGAUAUAAGGGAAGGGAGGGACUUUAAGGAGGUUGGGAGCCCUGAUGUUAAGGGGUUGAAGAAGAAGGCGGUUUCGAUCAUGUACAGAGGGGGCGAUAAGCUGGGCUUCUUGAAGAAGCUUAGCUCGAAGUUUAAGGACCCCGCGAAUACUACAUUGUUCAUUCUCGACAAGUUCGAUGGGAACUCUGAAUUUGUUGCUGAGCUGGUCACUGCCAAUGGUUUUAAAGCUGCGUUUGCGAUCAAGGAUGGUGCAGAGGGACCUCGAGGAUGGAUAAAGAGCGGGCUUCCUUGGACUCCACCGAACAAGGCUCUAAUUGUCGACUUUGGUGAUUUAAACGAUGCAAUCAGUACUGCACUGGGAGAGAGCUCAGACGGUUUGCCUGUUACUCUUGGAUUAGCUGCCGCUACCGGUUUAGGUUUAUUUGCCUUUACAGAGGUAGAGACCUUACUUCAGCUUUUGGGAUCGGCAGCUAUUAUUCAGUUGGUUACCAAGAAAUUCUUGUUUGCGGAAGACCGGAAGGUAACUCUCCGACAGAUUGACGAGUUCUUGAAUACCAAGGUUGCUCCUAAAGAGCUUGUUGGCGAGAUAAAGAUGAUCGGCAAGGCUCUUCUACCUGCACCUACAAGUGCGAGGAGCCUACCAGCUCCAGCACUGGGAAGUUCGAGUGCUUCUACAGAUUCUACAGCAGAAGCUGCUCCUGAAACAAAAGCAGUGGUCAAGGAGGAGGCUGCAGCCGAGCCUCCUCCGCAAGUCAACUCAGUUUCUGUUGCAGAAGCCAGCAAGGAAUCUGUUCCUGCAAAGCCGAGACCUCUUUCACCUUACCCAUACUAUCAUGAUUUUAAGCCUCCAUCAUCGCCCUCUCCGUCGCAACCUUAAGCACAUUGUUGUACUUCAAAUCCAAAGACUCGUCGUUCUUGCAACGAGAUGCGGAUAGAAAUAUCAGCAGUUUUGGAUCAGGAGAUAAGUUUAUAGAAACUAGAUUGUAUUCUCGAAGAGGUGUCUCCAAAAUUUUAGAAUUCACAGGUUUUCUGAUGUAGAACCAUGAAUCUUCUUAUGUAUAAUUUAUAUGAGGGCAAGGAAUGCUUUUAUUUUUUCUUUUCCCUUUUUAGUUAAUGUAAAUUUCAAACUUCGCGACGUUGACUGAAUAUCCUGUUCAAGUGUAGUUUUCCCACAAUUCUAUGACUUUACACUGGAUUA